UGUGGGUGGACACAAGACAGUACUCGAAUAACUGACACAUUAUUACUUUAUCAUCUAGUACGACAAUAACAAAUCUGCUCCGGUACAGUGUUACACUGUAACCUUAUUUUGUCACUGACACAUCCGUGCAUUGAAACCGCUGCGCUCUUCCUACGGGGAUUAGAUUAGAGGGCUGUGGAAGCAAAGCUCCCUUCCUUAUGCAGUGGGAUACUUAACGUGAGAGCCCGCUUUCAGCCAUUUUACAAACGAGAAAGUGUGACUGUCUGCUUCUGCUGUUCAUUAUAAACAAUGCCUUUAAAAGACAAAAGCUAAAAACACGAGGUUUGGGAUUUGAAAACAGUCAUCGCCGCUGCCUUAAUAUUACUGACGCGGGCAGUUAUUAUUUGCGGCGAAUUCUAGCAUGUGCUCCAUGUAACCCAAAGGGAUACGCACCAGGGGAAGUGAAGGCACAGAUUAUAACUGAUGGAAAACGCAUGCUGUCAGCUCUUUUUGGCAGUUAACCUUGGAUUCAUGGACGAAUUUGUGUACCAUAAGCAUUGAAACAGUAUUGGCACUGUAAAUGACAGAUGGAUGCAAUAGGCAGAAGCAGAGGCCCUCCUAGUUUCCAGUGUGCAGGCAGCAUGGACCACACCUUCAGCUUCAGUACACUAAAGAAGCUGGCCGCGGAGCCCGAUCACACUGACGUGAGCCUGUCUGCAGAGGAGCGAGUGAGAGCUCUGAGUAAGAUGGGCUGCAACAUUGAAAUCAACGAAGACAUCACCCCCCGGCGCUACUUCCGCUCCGGCCUGGAGAUGGAGCGCAUGGCUGCUGUUUACCUGGAGGAAGGGAACCUGGAGAACGCCUUUGUCCUGUUCAAUAAAUUCAUCACAUUAUUUGUUGAAAAGCUGCCCAGCCAUCGGGACUACCAACAGUGCGCAGUACCUGAGAAACAGGACAUCAUGAAGAAAUUACAAGAUGUUGCUUUCCCAAGAAUUGCUCAUUUGAAGAAGUUACUUGUUGAGAAGUACAGCAAAGAACACAUGGAGUAUAUGAAAGGCCAAAGUAAAACUGUGGAGGAGUGCUAUCAGAGCCUGAAGCAGCUGCAGCUGAUUGAGGAGGAGAAGCAGCGUGUGACCCAGCUGAGGAGGCUGCAGAUCGAAUCGGAGCAGUUCCGCUUCUUUGAGGACCAGCUUCGCCAACAGGAUCUCGCCAGCAGGAAAGAAGAGGCCGGGCCCAAGGUUUCGGAGCAGACUGAUGGUGGAGCGCUGUCCUGCUUGUCCUGUCCUUCUAAAAACACCAAAGGAUCCUCCUGCCCAAAUCUUGCAGGUUCAAGCCAGUCCCCUGCUGUAAACAGAGCUCUCAGUGCCAUUCAGAAUCAGAAGUUAGAGGGGCUGAGGAGUGUUGUGAUCCCCAAGGACCUUUCCUACAAGUUUUUGGUUCUUGCAGACAACAAUACAGCAAGAGGAAUAGAAACCUGUGGGAUUCUUUGUGGAAAAUUGACCCAUAACGAGUUUACAAUAACUCAUGUGAUAGUGCCCAAGCAGUCUGCUGGCCCAGACUCCUGUGACGUGGAGAAUGUGGAGGAGCUCUUCAGCUUUCAGGACCAGCACAAUCUCCUCACUCUCGGAUGGAUCCACACACACCCAACUCAAACAGCAUUCCUAUCAAGUGUGGAUCUCCACACCCACUGUUCAUACCAACUGAUGCUGCCGGAGGCAAUUGCGCUUGUAUGUUCACCAAAACACAACGACACUGGAGUUUUCAGGCUCACCAGUGCAGGGAUGUUGGAGGUGUCUGCCUGUAGAGCGAAGGGCUUCCAUCCACACUCCAAGAACCCAGCAUUGUUUAGUAUAUGUGAACAUGUUGUUGUGAAAGACAUGAUAACGGCAGUGCUGGACUUGAGGUGAUGUACACAGAAGAACAAUUCUGGCUAGUGAAGACAUUUUUAAUGUGAAAGAAGGGUCCCAAAAAUAUUCUGACACUUAAGGCUUUAAGUUUUAUAUUUAUAUUUUUCUGUUUUUAAUUUUUUUUAAUUAAUUAAUUGUUUUUUUUUAAUUUUACUGUGAACUGAUGAGGUAACCUUGCACUGAAAAGAUUGACAUUGUCUGCCAGAAAAUGAAAUGAAGUUUGUGUGAAGCUUUUAAAAUAUACAGUAUGCUAUUUUUUGUUUAUUCAUUUAUUUUGGUUUGUUUUUAGCGGCUUUAAAACUAGACUUGCCUGAGGUGUCUCUUUCUUCUAACCACUGUACUGCUUAGCCAAGAAUCUUUGAACUAGAAAAACUAUUUGAUAGUCAUCCAGCAGUGUAAUGUUUCUAUUUAAAGGCAGACAUGCUGGUGAAGGGUGGACUUUUGUUGUGUCUCAGGGCUCUAUUACAAAUGAGGCAACUUUUUUUCUAGCACUGUUGAAAUUACGAUGUUCAAGCAAUUGUUGCUUUAACUUUGCAUAUCAUGAGGAAUGUCACCUACAAUUGCUUUCUUAAACAGACGCCAGUCUGUUGACAUAUUUUCAUUUCGUGUGAACUCUGAACUCAGAAGUGUAGAGGACUGGAACAGCCAAUAGAGUUGGUUAUGAUUCUUUUCACACAUUUUUUUUUAAUAUAUACACACAAGCAUCAUUGCUUAAGGAAAAUACACUUCUGAUGAAGGUAUUUACUGAAGUAGCGGUCUACAUGAUUUACUUUCAUAUACUGGUAACUUUAACUAUCCAUCUAUAUCAGUAUAAAAACACAAUUGAAUUUGUAUUUGUUUCCCUCUUUGUUUUCUUCAUAAAACCAAAAUAUAUCAUCUUUAAUUAUAUUUUUUAUUUAUUGCAUGCUGCCACCCAAUGGCAAUAUGUGAUAACUGUCCCCAACUUUAAUUAAAAGAGAAUUUCACUGGAGUAGAAAGUCAAACCUGAUGUUUUACAAACCCUGGCACACACCCAUUCAAACGCAUUGUCAGUUUCAAGAGAACAGAACUCAAAAUGGUGUACAUAGGCAUCAAAAAGAUGAUCUUUACAUUCAUGUUGUUACUAUUGGUUUCUUAUCAUUGGUUUUGGUACCACAGAAAGCACAAUGUAAUUUCAAUUAAUUUUGUCCACAUUAGGUUUGACUUAAUUUGGGACAGCAAAGGCUUAACAAUAUAUUAAAAACAGUCAGUAGG
Molecule: messenger RNA, 3119 nt
Organism: Acipenser ruthenus (sterlet)
Lineage: Eukaryota; Metazoa; Chordata; Actinopteri; Acipenseriformes; Acipenseridae
Product: AMSH-like protease
Exons: 12
Coding region: 567-1886 (439 amino acids)
Biological process (GO): protein K63-linked deubiquitination
Cellular component (GO): membrane; endosome
Molecular function (GO): K63-linked deubiquitinase activity; metal-dependent deubiquitinase activity; protein binding
Source: RefSeq, a predicted model, not a curated record